This is a messenger RNA of Telopea speciosissima, 653 nucleotides long. RefSeq names its product membrane magnesium transporter-like. The transcript is spliced from 4 exons. Lineage: Eukaryota; Viridiplantae; Streptophyta; Magnoliopsida; Proteales; Proteaceae. The record is from RefSeq and is a predicted model, not a curated record. Bases 48 to 368 code for a protein of 106 amino acids. Gene Ontology annotation, cellular component: Golgi apparatus; early endosome; plasma membrane.
AAAGAAGUGAGGACUGGGGUGAGGACCGAGCAUUUUGAAUUCUCAAGAUGGGGGUUGGUUUCCUGAUCGGAAUGAUUGGGCUUGCAAUUCUGGGUCACGCGGCUUACUCUACCAUUCAGUAUAGAAGUUUGUUGAAGAUCCUGGAGGAAGAAUUUUCGGGACCUCCUAUGAAUGUGGUGGUUGAACUGCUUAUAGGUUUAGCUUUCUGUAUGUUUGCAGCGUUAAGUGUGCCGGGGAAAUUCCUAUCCAUACUUCCUGAUUCGGAUGAGAACAGGAUAGUUUCAUUACCAGACAACCUAGACUUCAUGGUCUUUAACCACCGUGCCAAAGUAUUUCUCCCAGAGAUGGAUAUGAAGCUCAAACUUUAAGUGUGAGUUCAAAUCUAGUAAUAUUUGUCAACUGGUGGCUGAUUUAUGAGGGGCACCCAAUUCAAUUCUGAAACCAUCCUUACAAAUUUUGGAUUGUGAUUACCUUUCUGAUGAUUUUCUUAAUGCGUUACGGUUUUGGGUUAUAUGUCACAUGUUUAUUUGUAGACUGGUUGUAAACCUUCAUGCAAGUUCAAAUAUUUACUGAAGGCAAAAUAUUUAAAAACUAGAUUGCAAUUGAAAUGAGGGGUAUCAACUAUUUGAGUGCAAGCUAACAUCAGGUGGAAA